AUGAUCUCGACCGGAGACCACAAAGCUGCGUUCCCCCGAGGCUGGGACACGCCAAUUUCCUCCAUCGUCCGAGACGACUUCGUCCUGCAGGACGAGUGGGCGAUGGCGCACGUCACGCUCGAAGAUGCGGUCAGCCAUCGCAGCGGCAUGCCACGCCACGCAAUGGCCUGGCUCGGCACCGAGGAGCCCGACGAUAGGAACUGCAGCUCACGCAGCAACAAGACAAACCAGGCCGCCGUGCGAAACCUGCGCAAUCUGCCGCGCACGGUCGAGCCCCGCGUCGUGUUCCAGUACGGCGACCUCAUGUACAUCACGCUGUCGCACGUUGUCGAGACGGUGACCGACGCGUGGCUCGGCGACGUGCUGCGCCGGCGCAUCUGGCAGCCGCUGGGCAUGCGGUCCACGUACCUGUCCUACCGCGACGCCCGGCGCAGCAGCUGCCGGCUCGCCACGGGCUACUUCUGGGACGACGAAGCGGGUGAGUACGUCGCCGUGGACAAGGACCGGGCCCAGUUCUCCAGCGGCGCCGCGGGCGUCAUCAGCAGCGCGGCCGACUACGCCAAGUGGGUGCGGUGCCUGCUGCGCGGGGCGGCGCCGUUCUCGGAGGCUACGCACCGGGACAUCAGGACGCCGCGCAUGCUCCAGCAAGGGCCCGGAGGCGGAAUGCUGCCCGGAGGCUGGGGCGUGGGCGGAAGCUACAGCCUCGGCUGGGAGGUGGCGACGUUCCACGGCCAGGACGUCUACAAGCACGACGGCGGCACGCAAGGCUUCGGCGCCAACGUGCUCUGGAUGCCAGGCGUCCGGUUUGGCGUCGUGACGUUUGCAAACGCCGCCGACACGGGCAACAUCGUGGAGGAGUUGCUCACGCAGAGGCUCAUGGAAGACAGGCUCGGCGUCCCGCCCCAGGACCGACGUGAUGAUGGUCAAGAGGCAAGAGAGGAGCUCAAGCAGAGGAAGCGAGACUUUGAUAAUGCGACUGGUAUAAUCUACGCCAACCGCGGCGCAGAUCCUCCGUCUUUUGCUGUCGACUACAACCUCUUGGCGGGCACAUAUAGCCACCCUGGCUAUGGCGCAUAUACGUUUUCCGUAGAGAAAUCGACCAUCGCCGGGGGUCGGGCCUCGGGCAAGAGCUCGUCGCCGCAGCAGCAGCUCGUCGCGAUUCGGGAGGAUUUGAUAGUCCCCUCGCGAAUGGUUCUGCGCCAUGUCGUCGGUGCCUACUGGGUCGCCUACGUCCUGCCAGUGGUCGGAUCGGACUUGUCACGAAGCUUCUAUGCGGCCAAGUUCGAAAUGGGCGUGGAUGGCAAGCCGAGAGCACUUGAGGUAACCUGGCGGGCGGCGACAGACCGCCUCUCGGGCGUGGCCACCCGUUUCGAGCGGGUGGUGGUUGGUGGUGGUCUCUUCAUGUCGCUGAAGCAGUCUGACAUCACAGGUGGCCGCCACAACUGCGAUCCCGUCCAGCUUAUGCACAUUAUUGCUUCAUCCAUCAUGGGCUUUGAAUCAUUAUGCAUCGGCUCGCCUGCCUGUGCAGCCGUUGCACGAAGACGGCAGGCCACAUACAGAAACUCUCUCAAUGCCCACACGCCGUGCAAGCAAGCAAAUACUGUCAGCGCAGCGCUUGCCCGCCGCCGCCGCCGCCCCCUCCCCGUGAAGAAAGCAAAGCAGCAGCAGCAGCAGCAGCAGCCGGAGGAGCCGCAGCCGCAGCCGCAGCAAGCAGUAUUAGUACCUAGUUACCGGCCGGGUGCAGAGUUCUUCGUCCUGCCGCCGCCGCCGCCGCCGCCGCUGCCGCCACCUUUUGCACCGGAAACCAUGUCCACGGCCGAGGCCGAUGGUCCCAGCACCGGUGCCCAACAAGAGAAGCAGCAGCAGCAGCAGCAGCAACUGCCACCACAGCUCACGCCGACACCGUUCCCUCCCACCGUCGUCUCCCAGGAGCUCAUCCAGCAGCUGCAUCUCGACGCCAACGCGCUCUACGUGAUCCUUAGCAACCAGAGCGCCAAUAACGUCUGCCACUGGGUGCUAUACCUGCACAUCAGCGCGCGCCUCGGCUGGGCCUUCCACAUCAGCAACUUGGGCGUCGUCCCGGGCACCUGGGAGUACCGCUGCGACGAGUCCUGCGACAUGACCUACUCGCCGACAGCCGUCGCCGCCGUCAAGGUCGCCGGUGACAUGGUGCCCGAGAUGCAUGACGCGCUGCGCCGGCGCAUCGGCCUCCACGGCGGCCGUCCGCCCGUUGUCCGGCUCGAGGACACGCCGCGCUUCGGCCAGCUCUCCUGCCGCACCUGGGUCCUCCAGGCCCUCUACGAGCUCGACAACGAAGGGUACAUUAGCGUGCUGCCCGGGUACUUGGUCGAGGACGUCGCCGAGGAGGCCGCCUCCCUGGCCGCAGCCAACAGGGCCCUGCUGCGCAUGAGCAGGGCCCAGGUAUCGGAGCUGCGCAAGGAGAUCAACAGUGCCUGCUGCGCGCUGUGA
This is a messenger RNA of Cordyceps fumosorosea ARSEF 2679, 2469 nucleotides long. RefSeq names its product Beta-lactamase/transpeptidase-like protein. The coding region runs from base 1 to 2469 and encodes 822 amino acids. The record is from RefSeq and is a predicted model, not a curated record. The transcript is spliced from 4 exons. Lineage: Eukaryota; Fungi; Ascomycota; Sordariomycetes; Hypocreales; Cordycipitaceae.